AAAGCCGGAAGCUUUGCGGCAUGGCGGAGGCGGCGGAGGCGGGCGUGGCGGCGGCGGGGGCGGCGUCGGCGCUGCUGGACCUGCCGGAGCCGCUGCUGCUGCUCAUCCUCGGCUCCCUCCACGACCCGCGCUCGCGGCACCGGGCCUCCAUGGCCUGCCGCUGCUGCUGCUCAUCCUCGGCUCCCUCCACGACCCGCGCUCGCGGCACCGGGCCUCCAUGGCCUGCCGCCGGCUGCUGGCGGCGGAGCGGGCGACGCGGGCCGCGAUGGCGCUCCGCGGCGACCCGAGGACGCCCGACUUCCUCCUGCUCCCGCCGGCCUUCUGCUUCCCGGCGCUCGAGCGGCUCGACCUCUCCCUCGCCUCGCCCUGGGGCCACCCGCUGCUCUCGUCCGCCUCGCGCGUCGCGGGGGCGCCGGCCUCCGCCUCCUCCAACCACCUCCCGCUCAGCCCGGAGGAGGCCGCCGAGCGCAACGCCUUCGUCGCGGCGCGCCUCGCCGCCUACUUCCCCGCCGUGGCCCGCCUCGCCGUCUACUGCCGCGACCCCUCCACGCUCGCCAGCCUCGCGCCCUGCUGGCGGGCCACGCUCCGCGCCGUCAAGCUCGUGCGCUGGCACCAGCGGCCGCUCGACCUCCCCGGCGGCGCGGAUCUCGAGCCGCUGCUCGGGUCCUGCCCCGCACUCGCGGCCCUCGACCUCUCCGAGUUCUACUGCUGGACGGAGGACGUCGUGCCGGCGCUCGACGCGCACCCGGCCGCCGCCGCCAGGCUCACCGACCUCGACCUCGGCCUCGCCGGCGCCUCCAACGGCUUCCACGCCGCCGAGCUCGGGGCCAUCGCGACCGCCUGCCCCGGCCUCCGGAGGCUCGUCGCGCCCUGCGUCUUCAACCCCCGCUACGUCGACCACGUCGGCGACGACGCGCUGCGCUCGCUCGCCGUCAGCUGCCCCCGGCUCACCGUCCUGCGCCUCAGCGAGCCCUUCGAGCCGGCGUCCACCAGCCAGCGGGAGGAGGCGGGCAUUACCGCCGUGGGGCUCGUCGCCUUCUUUGCCGCGCUCCCUGGGCUGGAGGACCUCACGCUGGACCUCCAGCACAAUGUGCUCGAGGCAGCUCCGGCGAUGGAGGAGCUCGCACGCAGGUGCCCGCGGAUUAAGGUCCUGACGCUGGGGUGCUUCCAGGGGCUGUGCAAGGCCGCCUGGUUGCAUCUCGACGGCGUCGCCGUGUGCGGCGGGCUGGAGUUGCUCUGCAUCAAGAAUUGCGAGGAUCUCACCGACGCCAGCCUUGCGGCGAUCGGCCGUGGCUGUGGGAGGCUUGCCAAGUUUGCGAUCCAAGGAUGUAACCUUGUCACGUCAGAUGGGAUCAGGAGGCUAGCUGUGGCGCUCCGGCCGACAUUGAAGGAGGUCAGUGUGCUGCACUGCCGGUUUCUGCACACUGCAGCAUGCCUUGCUGCUCUGAACCCGAUCCGCGAUCGGAUUGAGAGCCUUGAGAUCAACUGUGACUGGGAGGAGGUUGAACAGCCCAGCUCCAGCUGCGUGGCCAAUGGCACAACCGGAAGUGAUCAUGAGGAUGACGAGCCUAGUGAAAUGGCGUACCAGUCCGCGCCCAAGAAAUGCAGGUUCUCCUACUUGGAAAUGGAUAAUUAUGAAAGCUGGGAAAUGCUCCGCUCACUCUCCCUUUGGUGCCCUGCUGGUCAGCUGCUCUCCCCGCUCAUUUCUGCCGGGCUCGAUAGCUGCCCUGUGCUUGAGAAGAUCUCGAUUAAGGUGGAGGGCGAUCUUCGGACGUGUCCGCGUCCAUUUCAUGGGUCAGCGUUUGGCUUAAGCGACCUUGGAGCCUUCCAGGCGUUGGCCAAGAUGAAACUGGACCUCAGCGAGGCGGUGGGUUAUGCACUCACCGCGCCAACGGGGCAUAUGGAUCUUUCACAGUGGGAGCGGUUUUAUCUGAGCGGUAUCGAGUCAUUGCUGAGUUUGUAUGAACUGGACUACUGGCCGCCCCAAGACAAGGAUGUGAACCACCGGAGCCUGUCACUGCCAGCGGUCGCAUUGUUCCAGCACUCCAUCGGACUCAGGAAGCUCUUCAUCCAUGGCACCACACACGAGCACUUCAUGAGCUUCUUCCAGAAAAUGCCAAACUUGAGGGACGUGCAGCUAAGGGAGGACUACUAUCCAGCACCAGAGAACGACAUGAUGAUCACAGAGAUGCGGGCUGAAUCUUGUCUCCGGUUCGAGCAGCAGCUGAACAACCGGCAAUUUCGGCAAAUUCCUGAUUGAUGCUGAAUUGGCAAUUUCGGCAAAUUCCUGAUUAGUGCUGAAUUGGGUGCACCAUUACAGUGUUUCGAGGUUGAAUACAUCAACACAGAGAGCCCUUGCUCUUGUAUAGUCACCCAGAGUGCUACUCAUGUAUGAGUGUAGUAACUGGAAUUGCUGAGUCCAUUGAUGAUAAGAGUAGAAGACAAUGCCUGAUCAAGUGACAGUGGUAUCGAAUCUUUAUUUGCAUUCCUUUUUCGUUUUUCUGGUGUAAUAAGAGAGAGACUCAGAGUUGACAUAUUUGCAGGAGGCAAGAUGAUAAGUUAGCAUUCGAGGGAAUUUUGUCAAGGGAAAAAGUUUUUUAUUUAUUUUCAAGCUGAGCUCAGUUGAACUGCGGCAAGAGAAAUUGGCGUUAUUAUUCUGGUUUGAGCAUGAGUUCAAACUGCAUGGCAAACAGGCUUACAAGCUGCUAUACUAAGUACUGAAAUGAGAUGAACUUGUAACACCUGACAGAAGAAAGUUCAGCCCGCCAUUAAGAAUUCAGUCUGAUCGCCCCGCCACUACAGAAGUACAGAGUGCUGAAAUUAACUUUCUUCCUUGUUGAUGCAGGCAUCAAAGAUCAAAGGAGCUUCUGCAAGGUCCAAGCAAGCAGCCCAUCAUCAGAGCAGACUAGCACAAUUUGCUGAUAGGAGUACUUGUUAACCCAAAGGCCCCGAACUAACUGAGGAGUGGUUCCGCAAAUCAUAGCAUGACAAGGAGGACAGGACAGGACGGAGAGGCGUGCCGCGGAACAAGAUCGGGCAUCGGAACAUAUUGCAGAAGAUCUCGUAUGGACGCGCGCCCUUCCAAGCUCCGAUCCCAGGUGCGUUUUGUCAAAGUGAGGUCCCAACGAUUCUCCUCUUUGAGCUGCUGCCAUUGGAGGGAAAGGCACCCAGCCAAGCACUCUGGCUGCGUACUCUUGGUGACAGAGAGGCCUCUGUUUGUCCCAAUCUAAUGUGCGAGCAGCGCGUGCGCUAACACUAAUGCCUUCUUUUCGGGGGGUUAAGUACUUAGCUGGAGGCGCCUCAGUGGAGGAGGAGGAUGCUGGUGCUGCAUAGAGAAUUCAGUGCAAAGCUGGCUGCCGUCUGGAAGGGCCAGAUCGAUUGGGCCGCCGUGGAAGAAGAAACGCCGCGGCGGUUGCACGCUGCGGUACUGAUCAAGAGGUUGCACGGUGGGUCGCGCCUCCCUUUUGUCGUGCGGUUUAUCCAUCCGUGUAUGAACCAAAGCUCAAAAAGCAGCCGCAGAUUCUCAAUGCCAUUCCAUUCCAUUCCAUUCCAUGAGUCGGAAAUAUUCGGCAAGUGCCUGCCUGCCUGCUGACAAGUGAUUCCGAGGUCAGAUCGAUUUGCCGAUGGAUGGACGCUUGCUCGAUCGUGGGUUCAGGCGAUGCUGCCAGCAAAAGCGCAAAGCGCGCGCACAGGAUGGGAUACGAGGCGGCCGGAGGACUUUGUGGAUUGUAGGGAGACGGGCAACCAAGUCAAGCAUGUGCAUGUGCAGCUGCGUAUGCAUGCAUGCACCUUGCUCGGAAAGGAGAAAGAGAAAAAGGGUAAAGCUCUGCUGGCUUGGUUUUCCGUUGGUGUUAUCCUCGGCGUGGUUUGAACGAUGCUUUUGGGAUGCUUCCAAAUUAUUUUGGGCCGCUGCUACUUCAUUUUGAUUCAAGGGCAAAAUUUUCCUAGCUUGCCAUUUAUUUGUU
Messenger RNA from Triticum aestivum (bread wheat), 3965 nucleotides. Its product is annotated as F-box/LRR-repeat MAX2 homolog. The record is from RefSeq and is a predicted model, not a curated record. Gene Ontology annotation, cellular component: SCF ubiquitin ligase complex. Gene Ontology annotation, biological process: SCF-dependent proteasomal ubiquitin-dependent protein catabolic process. The transcript has 3 exons. Bases 218 to 2260 code for a protein of 680 amino acids. NCBI's taxonomy places the organism in Eukaryota, Viridiplantae, Streptophyta, Magnoliopsida, Poales, Poaceae.